Messenger RNA from Diospyros lotus (date-plum), 2005 nucleotides. Its product is annotated as protein SHORT-ROOT-like. Gene Ontology annotation, cellular component: nucleus. The record is from RefSeq and is a predicted model, not a curated record. Gene Ontology annotation, biological process: asymmetric cell division; regulation of DNA-templated transcription; radial pattern formation. The transcript has a single exon. The coding region runs from base 285 to 1745 and encodes 486 amino acids. Gene Ontology annotation, molecular function: sequence-specific DNA binding; DNA-binding transcription factor activity. NCBI's taxonomy places the organism in Eukaryota, Viridiplantae, Streptophyta, Magnoliopsida, Ericales, Ebenaceae.
CUAAAUUUUACUCUCUCUCUCUCUCUCUCUCUCUCUGUAUAUAUAUAUAUAUAUAUAAACUUGUCUCUGAAUAUGUUUGAGAAGGCCAGCAAGCAGCAAAAGUCCAACUUGGAGAUCCUCCUUUGAUCAUUCUCUCUCUAACCCAAUUUACUGUUAAAACGUAUCCAUGCAUCUCUUGCAUCCAACAACCUAAGAGAUUCAUACAGGCCCCCCCGCGCGCUCCACCCACCUUUAAAAAAAAAAAAAAAAAAUUCAGUUUCUUUUGUAUGUGGGUCUGAGGUUAAAUGGAUGCUUUGUUUAAACUAGCCAGUCUCCAAUCCGAUCAGUAUUCCUUCAACUCCACCAUAACUUCAACCAGUUCUAGAUUCUCUAGUUUUCCCUAUCAAGAGAAUCACGAAGAAUGCUUCAACCCUUUCAUGGAUGAAGAAGACAUCUCCUCUUCAUCGUCCAAGCACUAUUACCCUUACUACCCGCCGCCGCCGCCUUCCACCACCGUUACCUUAACCAACCCGACCCAUGGAUUUCAGUCCGCUGAAUGCUCUUCCUCGCCGGCCGCUCGAGACCUGAGCUUCGAGUUCGCUUCUUCCUUCUCCGGCAAGUGGGCCUCCGAUAUCCUUCUUGAGGCCGCCCGAGCCAUCGCCGACAAGAACAGCGCUCGCGUCCAGCAGCUCAUGUGGAUGCUCAACGAGCUCGGCUCGCCUUAUGGCGACAUCGAUCAGAAGCUAGCUUCUUAUUUCCUUCAGGCGUUGUUCAGCCGCAUGACGGAUUCAGGGGAGAGGUGUUACCGGACUUUGAUGUCGGCGACGGAGAAGAAUUGUUCUUUCGAGUCCACGAGAAAAAUGGUGUUGAAAUUUCAAGAAGUGAGCCCUUGGACCACGUUUGGCCAUGUUGCUUGUAAUGGUGCAAUCAUGGAGGCUUUCGAAGGUGAAAGCAAGCUGCAUAUAGUUGAUAUUAGCAACACUUACUGCACGCAAUGGCCGACUUUGCUUGAAGCGCUGGCGACUCGGACCGACGAGACACCGCACCUCCGCCUGACCACGGUGGUGGCCACCAAGGACAGCGGGGCGCCGGCGGUGCAGAAGGUGAUGAAGGAGAUCGGGAGUAGAAUGGAGAAGUUCGCGAGGCUAAUGGGCGUGCCCUUUAAAUUCAACAUUCUACACCAUACUGGUGAUCUAUCGGAGUUAAAUUUAGCCGAACUGGACAUCAAAGACGACGAAGCGCUCGCCAUCAACUGCGUGGGCGCUUUGCACGCAGUCACGGCGGUCGGCGACCGCCGGGACGUCCUGAUGUCGAUGUUCAGGAGCUUGCAACCGAGGGUCGUGACUGUCGUCGAGGAAGAAGCCGAUCUCGAUGUUGGUCCCGAUGGGCUUGAGUUCGUUAAGGGUUUCCAAGAAUGUUUGAGGUGGUUUAGGGUUUACUUCGAGUCCCUGGAGGAAAGCUUCCCGAAGACAAGCAACGAGCGGUUGAUGCUGGAGAGGGCCGCCGGACGGACGUUGAUGGACCUGGUGGCGUGCCCGCCCUCGGAGUCAACGGAGCGGCGGGAAUCGGCAGCUCGCUGGUCACGGCGGCUGCAUGGAGCUGGGUUUAGCCACGUUUCAUUAAGUGACGAAGUGUGCGAUGACGUACGCGCCCUCUUGCGGCGGUACAGGGAGGGUUGGUCGAUGAUACAGUCGCCGGAAGCCGCGGGAAUAUUCUUGUCGUGGAAGGAACAGCCGGUGGUGUGGGCCGGAGCCUGGAAGCCGUGAAAUGGUGGGCGGUGGGUGGCACGUGUUUGGCAGGCUCAUGGCGUGAGGUGUAGUUUGUGGGUUCGCAGGAUUAAAGUUGAAAUUAAAGAGCAAGAGGACUUAGCCUUUUCAAUUGUAUUGAAUUGACUGAAUUAUAGGAAGUGACCACAUUAAUAUAUCUCCAUUUAUUUUUAUUAUUAUUAUUAUUGUUGUGAAAAAGACCAUCCUUUUGGGUCUUGAAUUUUUCCAAAAAUAUUAAUGGGUUCAAGUCUCUUCUGUGG